AUGCACAACAUCCUGUAUUCAAUUCUGGCCACAGCCAUGCUGGCCGCUAGUGCUCUCACCCAGCUCAUGCCUCCCACAUUCAACAACACAACCCCAGCUGACGGCGACAAGGACGGUGCCCUGCGGCUCCACAACUACUACCGCGGACAAGUCGGCGUCCCUGCCCUGACCUGGUGCGACAACCUCACCGAUGUGGCUCAGGUCGCUGCCGAUUGGGAGGCUGGAGCCGACAUUCCUAACACCCCCACCAACUUCACCCGCCGCUUCCCUCAGAACGAGAGCUACUACUUGAGUGUGGUGUACAUAUCCCCAGGUACACCUCGCGUGUUUGGCGCCUUCUACCACGCGACCCUGGCCUUCUGGGCUGACCACAUUCACUACCACGGCGAGGUCAUUCCCAACGGUGACUUUUUCAACUACGCCGCCUACACCCAGAUGGUCUGGAACGGCACCACCCGCCUUGGAAUGGCCGGCGCCACGAACCGCGAGAACGGAACCUUUGUCGUUGCUGCCUACUCUCCCCCGGGCAACAUAUACGGACAGAAGCCGUUCAACAACAACACUGCCUGCAACAACACCAGCGGCGGCACUUGA
Diaporthe citri is the source of this 594-nucleotide messenger RNA. RefSeq lists its product as uncharacterized. The coding region runs from base 1 to 594 and encodes 197 amino acids. The record is from RefSeq and is a predicted model, not a curated record. Lineage: Eukaryota; Fungi; Ascomycota; Sordariomycetes; Diaporthales; Diaporthaceae. The transcript is spliced from 3 exons.